GCCCGUGCUCCGAGGAGGACCAUGACGACUACGACGACAUCUCCGGCGACAUUGCACCGGGGUCGCUGGAGGCGCCGCAGAUGCUGCCAAGGCCGGUGGCGACGCUGGGGAAGCCGUCUGCGUUGGGACGGAUCAUCGCUGUGCUGAGGAAGGGCGAUGAGGGUGGCAACUUUGCGUAUGAGGGGAAGGAGUUGGAGUUGCGGCGGCCGACGGGGAUGAGGCAUUGGGGGGCGGCGGAUAAGUGGAGGUUGUUCUAAAUGCUCUUUUUGGAGGUCGGAUUCCAUCACACCGGUAGAUGUUCAACAAGUUCAAUAUAUGUAUCAGCGCUUGACAUGCACAUGUGCAUCACCACAUCAAAAAUCUUUUUUCAACGGCCGUCACUGUGCGUGUUGUGCCAUAGCAGCAGACACGGAGUAUCUGCUUGAUUGCACGCCUUCCUUGCAUGCGCUUGACGGGGAGGCGCUCGCAAGCCAUGGGCCUGCGCGAGCUUGCAUGUCCGCUGGCUGUCGGAACUCAUGUCGCGUGUCGCACCACUCGGCUCUCCAGGGCUGUAUCCUCGCAAGCUCGCUAUCGAAUGCUGAAACACACUACACAUCGAGCACGCGCGCCACCAGUCCGAAAGAGACCAUCGAUGCAACGACGGCACAAAACGGGCCUGACAGCGCACAUCUGCAAUCCGCGCGAGUGGAUGCCUCACGCGCGCGUACAUUCCUUCUCACGCCAAAGCAGGAGUGCACCCCUUCACGAAUGGUGGUGAGAAGCCAAUGGAUAGUUGCGGAGCGCCUGAAACGGGGGUAUGCGUUGAGAGAAGUCAGAUCAUAACAUGACCUGACCAAACAUGUCUGUAUCGGCU
Paraphaeosphaeria sporulosa is the source of this 853-nucleotide messenger RNA. RefSeq lists its product as uncharacterized. The record is from RefSeq and is a predicted model, not a curated record. The transcript has a single exon. NCBI's taxonomy places the organism in Eukaryota, Fungi, Ascomycota, Dothideomycetes, Pleosporales, Didymosphaeriaceae. Bases 316 to 822 code for a protein of 168 amino acids.